Molecule: messenger RNA, 3844 nt
Organism: Diachasmimorpha longicaudata
Lineage: Eukaryota; Metazoa; Arthropoda; Insecta; Hymenoptera; Braconidae
Product: kinesin-like protein Klp61F
Exons: 2
Coding region: 174-3380 (1068 amino acids)
Biological process (GO): spindle elongation; microtubule-based movement; mitotic spindle assembly
Cellular component (GO): nucleus; mitotic spindle; spindle microtubule
Molecular function (GO): ATP binding; microtubule binding; plus-end-directed microtubule motor activity
Source: RefSeq, a predicted model, not a curated record
CCGUCAACUGCCAGUUUGAGCUGAACGAACCGUAACGGUCAAUCCCAAGUUUCUCGUCUGCAUCCUCAGCACGACAAAAACCCAAAUAUCGUGCUAUUGCCACUCGAAGGUGUGUUUAAGUUUUCGUAUGUCACAAUAGUGGAGUGCAAAGUGAUUACUGGAAGAGGGUUUUUAUGACGAAUAGGAAAAUGAGUGAAGUCUCCAGGAAGAAGGACAAAAAUCAACACAUACAGGUUUUCGUGAGAGUCCGGCCGGCGAAUAAGGAUGAAAUACAUGGAAAAUCGUCGAAUGUUGUGGAUGUGGCCUCCUCGAAGGACGUUGUGGUGCGAGAGAGGCCACAGGAUAGCAAAUUGACCAAGAAAUUUAGUUUUGACAGGGUCUUUGGCCCUGGCUCCAAGCAGGUGGAUGUUUAUAACGCUGUUGUCAGUCCAUUGUUGGAUGAGGUCCUGGCGGGAUACAACUGCACUGUCUUUGCUUAUGGACAGACUGGCACGGGAAAGACCUUCACGAUGGAGGGGUUCUGCAAUGACCCCACGCUCCAUUGGCAAUCUGAUACAACAGCUGGAAUCAUCCCACGUUCUCUCAGUCACCUCUUUGACGAGCUGCGGACACUCGAAGCCCAGGAAUACACUGUUAAAGUCAGCUUUCUUGAGCUGUACAACGAGGAACUGUUCGAUCUACUGUCCUCCAACGACGAUGCCUCAAAAAUCAGAAUCUACGAAGACACCACAAAAAAGGGUGCAGUAAUAAUUCACGGUCUGGAGGAGGUGACCGUCCACAACAAGAAUGAGGUCUAUAAGAUCCUGGAAAAAGGAUCUGAGAAACGUCAGACAGCAGCAACUCUGAUGAACGCCCACUCCUCUCGUUCGCAUACAGUUUUUUCGAUAACGGUGCACAUAAAAGAGAACACAGUGGAGGGCGAGGAGCUGUUAAAAACUGGAAAGUUGAACCUGGUGGAUCUGGCAGGAUCUGAGAACGUGGGUCGUUCAGGGGCAGUGGAUCGGCGAGCGCGAGAGGCUGGCAACAUCAAUCAGUCGCUGCUGACACUGGGGCGAGUGAUCACGGCUCUAGUGGAACGAGCUCCCCACAUUCCCUACCGAGAGUCCAAGCUCACACGUCUGCUGCAGGAGUCACUCGGAGGUAGAACCAAGACAUCCAUAAUAGCCACUGUCUCCCCAGCAGCCCUGAACCUGGAGGAGACACUCUCGACCCUGGACUACGCCCAUAGAGCGAAGAACAUCACCAACAGGCCUGAGAUCAAUCAAAAGCUGUCGAAGAAAGCUCUUCUCAAGGAGUACACAGAGGAGAUCGAACGACUCAGAAGAGAUCUCCAAGCCACCAGGGACCGUAAUGGUGUCUACCUGGCUCACGACAACUACAACGAGCUCCAAGGGACCAUCGAGUUUCAGGGGAAGGAGAUCGAGGAGAAGAUCAAUCACAUCAAGGCUCUCGAGGAGACGAUGCUGAAUAAAGAGAAAAUCUUGGAGGAGCUGAAGAUGUCGCUGCAGAUGUCCCAGAGGCAGAUAAAGAUCACUGAACAAGAGAGAAAUGAGCAGAAGCACCUGGUAGAGAAACACGUCGUGACAGAGAAGAAACUUCAUACUCAGGCGACCCAGCUGCUGAAUGUUGUGGAGACGGUGACGAGGGAUACUGUGAAACUUCAUGAGAAGAUUGAGAGGAAGAACCGAGUGGAGAGAGAGAACGAACACUUGGGGGAGAAGUUCAGGGAAAACAUCCAGAGGCAGUUUGAUGAAGCUAACACACAGUUAUCGAAUUACACACAGGAGUUGAUUCAGUUCUCGUUGUCGGCUAAGGACGAGAUCAACGCCCUAACGGCCACCAACUCCAAGGAAAUUGGAAACUCGAUUAAGUUGAUAUCUGGGGAGCUGUUGAAGGGGGAACAGGGGAUGAUUGCGAAAUUGGAGAGUGGGGUCAAUACGAAUCACGAGGAUUAUCAGGUGUGGAUGGAGACGGCCAUUCAAGACACCUCCAAAUUUGCGACGGAGGAGAUUGAAGAACAGAAGAAAAUGGUGGCUACGCUUUCGGAGAGAAUUGAGGAACUCGUCAGGACGAAGGUGGCAGACAACCUGAGGAAAAUCAACGAGGAGAACCGUAGGAAAUUCGAGGAGUUGAAUGAGUUCAUGAGAAGGACGAUAGCAACAGUGUGCGAUCGACUCCUAGAAGACAGAAACCGAUUAAACGACAGGAUCAACAUUUACUCGGAUCGAAUCCACGAGACAAUGACAGCACAGGAGAGUCUUUCGCGGAAAAAGCACAAGUUCUUCAAUCUGUUUAAGGAUUGUUUUGCAGAGUAUGAGAGGAUCCACGAGGAGGAGGUGAUGGUCAAUGAUACGACGAUGACAGUCUCAGAGGAGGGACUGGAAUUCUGUAAAAAUAUAGGUGAACACGUGGAGAAUAACUUGAAGGGCCAGAGGGAGAUCGAAGGAAUUGUCACUGGAGACGUCUCUAAGACUCUCCUGGGGAUGAGAGAUGACUUGUCUGGGGAUCUGGAGGCCAAUUGGAAGAUUUCAGAGGGCUCCGUACUCCAGGCUGAACGUCUCUGCGAGGAUCUGACGAGAAAUAGCGAGGAGAACUGUGAGAAGCUUAAGCAGUUCAGCGACGGAAUCGCCCUGAGAACGUCUGGAAUCAAGGAGAGAAUGAUGUCUGACAGGUCGGAGGUACUCUCCUCAGUCCAGGACGUCCACAAACUCGUGUCUGAUAUUAGUGUCAAUCACGAGGAGCUCAUGGAGGACCACAGGAGGAAGAUCGAGACGACAGCUGGAGAGAUAUGCAAGAAGUUUGAGAAUCAAAGUGUCCAGUCGAGUGCAUGGAACAGCAGAAUCUCCUCGUAUCUGAGGACAACGCAACAUCAAGUGGACAAGUUCAUCGUGGAGGAUAUGAGGAAGGACGUUCCCAGUGGCUCUACCCCGGCCAAGAAGGAAUUCAGCUAUCCCAAGCAGCUGGCCGUGACCUCUCCCCACGAGAGAAUUAUCCAGCGGUUCAGGGAUUCCAAGAAUUAUCACGAAAUGUCUCACGACGACAGCACACUUCUCGAGGGGGACGAAACACUUAAGGAGUCCCCUGCCACUUACCACGGCAAUGGCUCUUUCGUGUCCGUAUCAACGCCCUCAGACACUUCAGUUUGUGAUUCUGAUAAGCUCAAUGGACUCAUCAAAUCUGCUUCAACUUCUGAUUUAUCAUCGGUCGCCAAGAACCUGACAAAGGAGCUGGUGAUGAGGUCCUCGUCUGAUGUCACUUGCAAGAGGGAGAAUAAGGAGAAUGGCAUCGAUGUAUUCGUGAAGCCAUCAGACUUUAAGAGUUUGAAAAUCUCGAAGCUGAAGAAUCCCACAAGGAGAAUUCUCUCGUCUUGUAAUGAGUAGAGAGCCAGGACGUUUGAGGUGAUUAUUUCUAUAUUUUUAUUCUCUCUUGUUUUAACGGAGAUGCAUUCAACACUUGAUGGAUAUUUUCAAUUCUAUGAGGCAAUUUUCAGUGAAUGUAUGUGGUGAAUUGACGUUCAAUUGCCCUUUAUAUUAUUAAAACACAUAUUAAUUAUCAUUUGUCGUUUUUUAUUUUGUCACUUCGUCGUUUUGCAUUCUGUUUGAAGGAGAAUGGAAAUUUUCAGGGGCUAUGUCUCUUUAUUGUGUCGUACGAUUAGUCUGCAAUGCUUGAAUAGUUUUUAUAUAAAUAUAUAUAGUUUUUUUUCUUAAAGAAGGAACAAGAUCAUUAUUAGAAAUAAUUUGUAAUUAGGGAAUUGCUAAAGGCUAGAUUUAAGGAUGAAAUAUACAUUUAUCGUCAGCAUUCAGAUGCAUUUAUCUAUAAAUAUAUGAAUAAAGUGAUGAUAAAA